AUGGACUUCAACUCUUGGAUGCGCCAACAGGAAGAAGCUGUAGCCCGGACCUGGCACGCUCUCAAACGCGAAGAAGAUGAAAUCGAGCGGGAAGAGGCUGUUGUCGUUGCUCUUGGCCAACGACUGUCGCGAGCGAGAGAUACGAUCCAACUCUCGCCUCGUCACCGGAUCGAUGAGCUCAUGUACUCGGUUGCCAAAGACGAGGCACGCAUGCUUGCCUCGAUCGACGCCGUCGGUGCCCGGCUUGCACACGAAAAAUCGGUAUUCCAGCGGGAAAUUGCGAGGAUCACGCACUCGAGGGCAAACACACCACGCACCGACCGACACACGCGCCAGGCAUGGGACUACGCAGAGCGGAUAUGGAGGGCGGAAGAGGCCAGCAUCCAGGAACGGAUAGACCGAGUUGCGACCAUGGGCAUCGACUGUCGACGCCGUCUUGCUGCGUCAUCGACUUACUCGCCUCCUCGUCGCCGGCCCAGCACCACUACCGAGCCCACCCCAGACGAGCGACCACGCGAGCGGACCAAGAGUUCGGCUAGUCACUUUGUCAGAGAACGCAGGACCUCGACCGGAGCUGUCCUCGUUCAGCCCCCGGCCGCUGUACCCGUACCGGCCUACUCCCGCGAGCGUCGCCCGAGCCAGGCCAUUCCUGUUGCUCCUGGCCCGAGGCCCGCCACUUCUGCCGCUCGACCCUCAACGGCCGGUGCAUCCAGGCACUACCCAGCCGUCGAAGACAGCCCACGAGAUCGUGAACGCGAGCGAGAAUCCAAACGAGGGCGAGCCAAACCCGAGAAACCCGAGCGAGAGGAGAGAGACAGAGAGCGAGAAAGGGAACGCGACAGGGAUCGCGACCAUGAGAGGGAACACCGCAGAGAACACCGCGAACGACGAGAACGUACCCGAUCUACGGCCGCACCCCCACCCACCACGCAUCCCACUCGACCCCGCAUCUGCCCGCCCCCGGAACAUCCCUCCCUUCGUCUUCCCACAUGCCCUCCCACCCGUCGGUCCAUCACCCUCACCCCCACCCCGCCUACUCUUCGUCCGAAGACCGAAUGCGCCUCGCCGCUGCCUGGACAGCCUACGAGUGCCGUUGGGCCGGCCUCCAGGCCCCUAUUCCCUCGGCCCCCACCACACCCCUCACGUUCCACAAUGUCCCAUGGCCAGUCGGCUUCCAACCCGAUUCUGCACGAUCCCUCACCCCGGACAGAAUCAAAAAAGUGCCUGUCGUUGUGGCGACCCGAACAAUGGGAAGAUAAAUGGAUCAACAAUGUUGAACCCAGCGAGCGCGAUAAAGUCCGAUACGGCGUAUCCAUCGUAGCCCAGUGUAUAGGAGAACUGCUGAAGGAGGCGUCGAGGAAAGAGUAA
Molecule: messenger RNA, 1368 nt
Organism: Rhizoctonia solani
Lineage: Eukaryota; Fungi; Basidiomycota; Agaricomycetes; Cantharellales; Ceratobasidiaceae
Exons: 3
Coding region: 1-1368 (455 amino acids)
Source: RefSeq, a predicted model, not a curated record